Budorcas taxicolor (takin) is the source of this 1058-nucleotide messenger RNA. RefSeq names its product gem nuclear organelle associated protein 6 (gene GEMIN6). Gene Ontology annotation, molecular function: RNA binding. Gene Ontology annotation, biological process: spliceosomal complex assembly; spliceosomal snRNP assembly. The record is from RefSeq and is a predicted model, not a curated record. The transcript has 3 exons. The coding region runs from base 90 to 590 and encodes 166 amino acids. NCBI's taxonomy places the organism in Eukaryota, Metazoa, Chordata, Mammalia, Artiodactyla, Bovidae. Gene Ontology annotation, cellular component: SMN complex; nucleus.
GCGGGUUCAGCCGUAGCGAUUCCUUCCAGCGUGGUUGAAGAAAAUCGGGCGGUGCUAGAAGUUUUAACUGAUCUAGCCAGCUGGCAGCCAUGAAUGAAUGGAUGAAGAAAGGCCCGUUAGAAUGGCAAGAUUACACUUACAAAGCGGUCAGCGUAACAGCCAGUGACAAGGAGUACAAAGGAUGGGUUUUAACCACAGAUCCAGUCUCUGCCAAUAUUGUCCUCGUGAACUUCCUUGAAGAUGGCAGCAUGUCUGUGACUGGAAUUAUGGGACAUGCUGUACAGACUGUUGAAAUUGUGAAUGAAGGGGACCAUAGCAUGAGAGAGAAGCUGAUGCAUUUGUUCAUGUCCGGAGACUGCAAAACAUACAGCCCUGAGGAUCUGGAAAAGAGGAAGAACAGCCUGAAGAAAUGGCUGGAGAAGAAUCACAUCCCCAUCACCGAACAGAGAGAUUCACAAAAGACUCUUUGUGUGGCUGGGGUCUUGACUAUAGACCCACCAUAUGGUCCAGAAAAUUGCAACAGUUCUAAUGAGAUUAUUUUGUCCCGUGUUCAGGAUCUUAUUCAGGGACAUCUUGGAGCUUCCCAAUGAGAGGCUAAAAACUAUGGAUGUACUGAUUGAAAUAAGAUUUCAUAUUUUUGAAAGUUCUUUGUUGUUUUAGGUAAAAUCAAAGAUGGGGAUUAUCAGUACUAAUAAGUGAACUGGGCAAGGAUGACAUCUCAAACAAAAUUAACUUGAGGACAGAAUUACAAGAAUCUCUUCUUUUGAUUGGAAUACACCUCCAUUUCUGUUAGGCAAGAAAUGUAUUUGGAAAAGAUGCAACAUGUUAGAUUCGAUAUAAAAUGCUAAGGUAAAAUCACAGUCUUGUUAACACUGCUUAUUCUAACUAGAUGUGUCUUUUUAAAUUUUUAUUGAGUUAUAGUUAACAUACCAUAUAAUUCACUAGCUUUCCUUGCACAGUUCAGUGACUUUUGAUGUAUUUAGUGUUGUGCAACUAUCACCACAGGCAUAGAGUUUUUUUUUUUUUUUGGUGGUUGCAUGACAUGUGGGAUCUUAGUU